Molecule: messenger RNA, 1353 nt
Organism: Naegleria gruberi
Lineage: Eukaryota; Heterolobosea; Eutetramitea; Acrasida; Naegleriidae
Exons: 3
Biological process (GO): phospholipid translocation
Cellular component (GO): plasma membrane
Molecular function (GO): ATPase-coupled intramembrane lipid carrier activity
Source: RefSeq, a predicted model, not a curated record
GAAAUUUCCAAGGAUUGUAUUGGUAAAAUUUAUCAACAAUUGAAUAAGAAAACAACAUUGGAAGCUUCCCUAGAUUCAAAUAUUGUAUCAAAGGCACUUCAAUCAAAUGUUACACUUGUAAUUGCUAUUGGAAUUCUUGCGUUAAUCAUUCCAUUAUGUAGUGGAAUGUUAUAUUAUGAAACUUAUAAGAAUGCCAAGUCAGCCCUAUUCACUUUCACAAAUGUUGGAUUAUUUUCAAAUGUGAUUGGUCAUUUACAAUUUUCAGCUUUUUAUUUGGGUGAAAUUCUUACCUUUUUUGGUUUGUCAGGUUUAGCCCAAUACGGAGAUACCAGAUAUUGGAAUGAAAAGCUUAAACCUAGUGAAUUUGAACAAAUUUACUCCUUAUUAAGAUAUGAAUCUGUUCUAUUAUACUUGCAACAGCUCAACAUUACAAUUACAUUCAAUGCAAAAGUUCAAUAUUGUUUUGGUAUUGAAGAAGUAAUGACCGAUUACUUAACUUCUUCAACUCAAGAAAAUACAAGAAACUUUUACAAUGCUCAACAAAAUUUAUUUUCCAAAAUAGUAUCAACUCCAAGUGGUGGUUCAUCAUCAGAUAGGGAAUUAUUAGAUUCCUUUUCAAAUAGAAGUUCAGUUGGUUUGUUGGAUCCCUUACAUUUAGAUGAUCAUCCUUAUUAUUAUCAACAACAAUCUCCUCAUCAAUCAAGUAAUAUUCUUAAAUCACCAUCAUCAGCUGGUCAACCUCAUCAAGAUGAUAAGAAUAAUAAUAUAAUAAUAUUACAAUCACCUAAUAGUAAUAUGCCAACAUCAGCAACCUCAUCAUUACCAGGAUCAAAUUGUAAUAAUUCAUUUAAAUUAUCGGAACAACAUGAUAAUAAUAAUACCAUAGAAGAGGAAGAUGAAGGUGAAUCACAUAUUGUACAUAUUAAUAAUUGGGAAUUAAAUUCAAAGGCUACUAAAAAGUGGUUUUUAGGUUUGAGAAGAAAACGCUUUUCAUCCAAUUACAUUUCUACUACAAAGUAUACAUGGUGGAAUUUUAUAAUUCUUAAUUUAAUAUAUCAAUUAUGUAAAAUUGGUAAUAUUUACUUUAUCAUUACAAUGAUAUUUGCCUUAAUACCAGGUGUUUCACCCAUCACACCCAUCACUGCAGUUCUCCCUGUAAUUUUCAUUAUCGGAGUGAAUAUGAUAAGAGAGGGAGGUGAAGAUUUUCUCAGAUAUUUAAAUGAUCGUAAAAUUAACAUGAUGACCACAAAUGUAUUAAGAAGAGGAGGAAAUAAUUCCAUGAAUAAUAAUAAUAAUAAUAGUAAUAAUAAUGGUAUUAAUAUGAUUGAACAAGUAUAUACAUGUGAUUUAAAA